Molecule: messenger RNA, 3699 nt
Organism: Danaus plexippus (monarch butterfly)
Lineage: Eukaryota; Metazoa; Arthropoda; Insecta; Lepidoptera; Nymphalidae
Gene: Pli
Product: protein pellino
Exons: 10
Coding region: 364-1662 (432 amino acids)
Biological process (GO): regulation of Toll signaling pathway; protein polyubiquitination
Molecular function (GO): protein binding; ubiquitin protein ligase activity
Source: RefSeq, a predicted model, not a curated record
GAAGUUGUCGUCAGUUAACCUACAACACAACUGCAACAUAGUUUGUGUUUACGGAUUUCAGUUUCCUCAUCUGAAACUUGUACUGUGCUUGUAUUAAUAAUUAUACAUUGAUUUUAUUGUAAAGCUGAAGAAUAUAUAAACAAAAAGUAACGAAAAAUUAAUGUCACAAAGUUAAGUGUGCGUAGAGCAAGGCCAGUGAAAUAAUGAAAAAUAGUGAAUUUAUCGCUCUUUAGCGAUGUGUGAAUUGAUUAAAUUGUUUUGACGGUGGCUUUCUGUAAUUCAUGGUGUUUUCAAUAAAAUUAGUGUCGUUUGUUAAACAUAAUUCGAAUCAUAGGGUCCAUAAACGAGCAGACGGAUUCUAUCAUGGUCGUAAAACGUUCUGCGGACAGUGCGGACUCACCGAUACUAGAGGAGGCUGGGGAGAGCGGCUCCGAACAGAAGCCGAAACCUCUCGUUAAAUACGGGGAGCUGGUUAUACUAGGGUACAAUGGUUUCCUACCCGCCGGAGAACGAGGCCGGCGUCGUAGCAAAUUCGUGCUAUAUAGGAGACCACAGGCUAAUGGAGUCCGUAGAUCAAAGCACUACGUGGUGAAGACUCCUCACAGCAGCAAGGCUAUCCUGGACGCUAACCAGCACUCCAUAUCCUACACCCUCAGUAGGAACCAAGCCGUCAUCGUAGAGUACACAGAGGAUCCAGACACAGAUAUGUUUCAAAUCGGUAGAUCAUCAGAGUCUCCGAUAGACUUCGUGGUGAUGGACACAGUAGCUGGUGACAAGACUGGUGAUACCAAAGUGUUACAGAGCACCAUCUCGCGUUUCGCCUGCCGCAUACUGUCCGAUAGAAAUGACGUCAACAACUGCCGCAUAUACGCCGCUGGCUUCGAUUCUUCUAGGAAUAUAUUUCUUGGUGAGAAGGCCACUAAAUGGACGGAGAAUCACGAGAUAGACGGUCUGACUACCAACGGCGUCCUAAUCAUGCACCCUCGUGGUGACUUCUGCGGAGGCAGCGCCACCUGUGGCCCGUGGCGCGAAACCUCCGUCGGUGGAGCUGUGUUCUCGCUGAGAGAGAGCCGCUCCGCUCAACAGAAGGGUUUGCCGUGUCAGGCUGAGACGAACGUUCUCAGAGAUGGGACCAUGAUCGACCUGUGUGGAGCAACGCUGCUGUGGAGGAGUGCUGAGGGUUUAAAGAAUUCACCCACAAAGCGUGACCUUGAAGCGCUAGUAGACGAGCUGAACGCCGGCCGCCCGCAGUGUCCCGUAGGUCUCAACACGCUGGUCAUACCGCGCAAGCUCUCCUCAGCGCACCAGGACUUAAACCAGCCUUACGUGUACCUCAACUGUGGACAUGUUCAAGGUGAACAUUCAUGGGGCGCGGAAGGCAGUGAGACGGGCGUCCGGCGUUGUCCCAUGUGUCUAACGGCAGGGCCUGUGGUUCGCGUCUGUAUGGGAAUAGAACCAGCCUUCUACGUAGACUCCGGACCUCCCACGUACGCCUUCAACCCCUGCGGACACAUGGCUUCAGAGAGAACAGUCAAAUACUGGGCAACAGUGGACAUCCCCCACGGUACGAACGGCUUCCACGCCAUCUGUCCGUUCUGCGCGGCUCCCCUGCAGGGCUCGCCGGGCUACGUGCGGCUCAUCUUUCAGGAUAACCUCGACUGAAUCUCGUCAUCACCGCCUCUAUCCUUAUAUAUGCAGAUUAUUCCUCGACCGUAUAUACGUUGGCGACGCAGAGGACCAUGUUAGCGCGUUCAUAUUCACUUAUGUUCAGCCUGCUUCGACUCGGACGCGAAUGGUUCAUACAAUUAAUGCACCGAAAUUAUAAAAAUACAGUUUAUAAAAUACCAAACCAAUGUGAUACAAGCUGUGAACUUUAUAAAUAACCACUGGUUUUUGCACACCAAAUAUUAAAAAAAAAAAAAAAAUUGUAUGGAAUCGUUCGGUACCCAGCACCCGCUACACUGAUUGAUGUUAUAUUAUAAUAAUUUAACUGAAACGCAAUAAAAGCCUACUAUAUAUAUUUAUAGAAGUCUCGUUUGCAUUGCGCGGUAUGUCUAUGACGUCUAUAGGCUGACGUCUACUUUUAUCGUUGGUUGUUAAGGAUUCAAUGUAGAUACGGUAGUCUGUAUGUAAGGAUAUACAUGUUUUAAUUGAAUUUAAAUUAAUUAUUUAUUAUUAUGAAAAAAAAAAAACAAAAUUGAGACCUGUCUGAGUGUUGUUUAUGGUCAAUUCAACAGAGUGAUUACAAUGAAAUAGUUCAAUUUAUUAAUUCGUUUAUUUCAACCACAGACUAACAGAUCCUCAGACAGGUCAGGCGGUUUGUAACCGAGAGCUAUUUUGAUGAUAAAAUAGACUGAUAUAUAUUUAUUGGUUCACAUGAUUGAUGCAGAAUAUAUAAAAAAAAAAAAUACAUAAACAAUGACAAUGCAUUGGAUGUAACGUGUUUAAUGUAAAUGAUAUUGGUCUAGUUUUCUAAGGUGUGUAGGAAAUAGGGCGGAUAUAUGAAGUGCCGUGUGAAUUCUAACACACGUUCCGUUCAUGCGGUUGAUGAAGUCAACGGACGCGUCGUCUCCUGAGUGAUAUAAUAAUUUUAAUCAAUACAAUAUUCAGUGACGUGAUUGUAUCGAUAAUGAAACAAAAGAAAUAUUUUUUAUCGAAUCGAUUAUAUUGAGAUGUAAAUAUUGGUAUGAUUAUUGUUACGUGUGCUUUAUAUGAAGUUAGUGAGUUAGUUUAAGUUCCCCGAACUAUAUUCAGUCAGUCAGUUGAAAUGCUUUUCUCAUCGGUGACUCGGAACGUCGCGUUUAACAUGCGACGCGUACCACAGCGGCGUGUAUUUUAUACGUUAAAAAGUUUAAACAUUUGUUGUAUAGCGUCCGAUCUCACAGCAGUUCGUGCAAUGUACUCAGUUCGUGUUGUAUAAAAAAAUAUAUAUAUUAUAUAUAAAGUAAGUUUUAUAGACAUAGAAGUAGCCGUUUGGGGAUAUUUAGUUUUUGUACUAAUAAAAAUUAAACCACUAGUUGUUGUAACACUACGCUAUUGCCUCGGAUUGUAAACGCCAGUAUUCGCUGAGAUCGUGAAUCAAACAUGAAUACUUUGAUUGUAUUUCAGAUGAUUUUAUUGAUAGUUAAUAGAUUUGGAAACAGCUGUUUUUUUUUCUCUCUCAUUAAUAUUCUCAUCAGGGUGUAUAUACAUUGCGAUGGUUCAGCGUCUAAAUAUUUUAAUAUCGUCAUGCACUUUAAGUUGAUAUGUUUUUUAAAUAGUGCCGUUCAAUAAAUAAAAUAGCGAAUGAAAUGUUAAAGUCAUAUUCCGUUGUUACAUUUUAAACGAUUCUUAAUUCGGGAAUCGAGUAGCUUCUAAUAAAAUUAUAUUUAUGCUUAGAUUUGUUACUUCCGUUGCGUUCGGCUCGUGUUUCGAUUUAAUUAUUUUUAGAUGUUGCGGCUUCAGAGGGUCUAGUUAUGAUUUGAACAUGCUGUAUGUAUUAGAUUGUUUGAAGUCGUUUGAGUUCAGCUGCGGUUAGUCGUGGUCCGUGGAUGUUCACUACUAAUCGUCGUAUUGUCCGCUAUCAGGAUGAUAAGGUAAUUAGUCGGAACAGAUGCAUCAUUCUGACUUUAGUGUUAAUAAGAACUGAAAAGCUAGCCUUAAUUUAAUUUAUAAUAAGUGCUAGGUUAUUAAAAAUGCUCUUUUGAGUUAGAAAUUUGA